GACGCUGCCCAGAGCGAUUGCCGAGAAGGCCAACCUCGUCGCCAACUCCCAUGAUGUUGCCACGGCGCGGGGCGCGCUGGACGAAGCUUGGGAAGCUUUCUCGGAUGCGAUGGAGCUCGGACUGGAAAGUUGGCUGGACGCCCCUAUUAAGCGCAAAGGGAGAAAGGGUUUGCCUCUCGUUACCCGCUGGGCGCCGGUGCUCCAGCCUCCCCAGCGCAAGGAGGAGGGCGAGGUGAUGGCCAAGUGGCCCGUGCACCUUGCUGGGCUUGCAGACUGGGUCGGCCAGUUCGCCGAGCUGCUGGCGGAGCGGGGGGGGGACUUUUCGGAGGCGAGGGGGGGGCUGGACGGGAAGGAAAGCAAGGGGUGGGACCAAUGGCAAGCAGAAGCCCUCGCAGGCUCUGCGCGCAAGAUGCAUCGACUGACCCGUCUCAGGAACAAGUGGGAGCCCAACGGCGUUCACGUCCGAUCCGCGUUUGUCACUG
Prorocentrum cordatum is the source of this 482-nucleotide messenger RNA. The record is from the annotation of a GenBank genome assembly. Lineage: Eukaryota; Dinophyceae; Prorocentrales; Prorocentraceae.